GCAGUGGCGGGCUUGUCCUGGUCCCUAGCUGUCUCUGCCUACACCUGCGCGAUCCAGAGCUAGUCCUGCUGUAGCACCAGCAAAGAAGCCAGGAGCCGCGAUGAGCCACUCCUGUGACUGCCAGGGCGCCAGCCAAGGAGACACUGUCCAGAAGGAGAUGACCCCUAGUAAGAAGAUCCCUGUCCUUGUGGAUGGGGUUGUACUCAAUGGACCUCAAACUGAUGUCCAAGCAGGAGAAAAAUUUGUUGAAGAAGUCUGCCGGCUUGUCAUGGAAAAGGUAGUUUUGAAAGCUACUGACGUCAAUGAAAAGGUGUGUGAGUGGCAGCCCCCUGAGCAGCUGAGGCAGCUCCUUGACCUGGAGAUGAGGGACACAGGAGAGUCACAGGACAAGCUGCUGAAACUCUGCCAAGAUGUCAUCCACUUCAGCGUCAAAACCAACCAUCCGAGAUUUUUUAACCAGUUGUACGCUGGCCUUGAUUACUACUCCUUGGCGGCCCGGAUUCUAACAGAAGCUCUGAACCCGAGCAUUUAUACGUAUGAGGUGUCCCCAGUGUUUCUGUUAGUGGAAGAGGCGGUUCUGAAGAAAAUGAUUGAAUGUGUUGGCUGGAAAGAAGGGGAUGGAAUAUUUAAUCCAGGUGGCUCAGUGUCCAAUAUGUGUGCAAUGAAUUUAGCUAGAUACAGAUAUUACCCCGAUGUUAAGGAGAAAGGCCUGUCUGGUUUGCCAAGAUUAAUCCUUUUCACAUCGGCAGAGUGUCAUUACUCCAUGAAGAAAGCAGCCUCCUUCCUUGGGAUUGGCACUCAGAACGUGUACUUUGUGGAAACAGAUGGAAGAGGUAAAAUGAUACCCGAGGAACUGGAGAGACGAAUUGGGCAAGCGAGACAAGAGGGGGCAGUACCAUUUCUUGUCUGUGCCACUUCUGGUACCACCGUGCUGGGUGCCUUCGAUCCCCUGGAUGAGAUUGCUGAGGUCUGUGAGAGGCAUGGCCUCUGGCUCCACGUGGAUGCCUCUUGGGGUGGCUCAGCUUUGGUGUCAAGAAAGCACCGCCAGCUCCUGCAUGGAAUCCACAGGGCUGACUCUGUGGCCUGGAACCCACACAAGAUGCUGAUGGCUGGAAUCCAGUGCUCUGCUCUACUUGUCAAAGACAAAACUGAUCUUCUUAAGAAGUGCUACUCUGCCAAAGCGACCUAUCUGUUCCAGCAGGAUAAAUUCUACGAUGUCAGCUACGACACGGGAGACAAAUCCAUCCAGUGCAGCAGGAGACCCGAUGCCUUCAAGUUCUGGAUGACCUGGAAGGCCCUGGGCACCUUAGGACUGGAGGAGAGAGUUAACCGUGCCCUUGCUCUGUCUAGGUACCUGGUAGAUGAAAUCAAGAAGAGAGAAGGAUUCAAGUUACUGAUGGAACCUGAAUACACCAAUAUUUGCUUUUGGUACAUUCCACCGAGUCUCAGAGAGAUGGAAGAAGGACCAGAGUUCUGGAAGAAGCUUAGCUUGGUGGCCCCAGCCAUUAAGGAGAAAAUGAUGAAGAAGGGAAGUCUCAUGCUGGGCUACCAGCCCCACCGAGGGAAGGUCAACUUCUUCCGCCAAGUGGUCAUCAGCCCUCAAGUGAGCCGGGAAGACAUGGACUUCCUGCUGGAUGAGAUCGACAGCCUAGGGAGGGAUAUGUAGCCAUGGCUUCCAUUCCCCCAGAGGCACCACUCCUGUCCUGGGGAGGGACACAGAUCCAGCGCAUCUGGACACACCCUAGGUAGAUGACAACCCCUCUGGUGAGAUUAGCAAACAUUCCCAUUCCCACCAGAAAGCCAAAAUGCUAAACGAAUACUCCUAAGGGUUCUUUGGCUGCCUCCUGCUACCGGCUGUAGAAUGGAGAAAGCAAAAGCAAUAAAAAAUUAUUCCCUCAAAUGUCAUCCCUGGAAACAACCCUGAGGAGGCUCUAGACAGUGCCUGUGGAUGGAUAUUGGAUCGUCGACUCUUACUGUUUAUUUAAGAACAUAGAAACACGCAGUGUGGAGCCUACAGCAGCAAACCUCCCAAUGUGGCCCCUGUGCCACCACAAAAACAUCCCCAAGGAACUUACUAAAAACUCACACUCCCCAGCCUCGCCCCACACCAUCCGAAUCGGAAACUCUGGCUCUAGCACCCCAAGUUUUAAUAAACACAAGUGGUGAGUCUUUCACACAGUAAAAUCUGAGAAACGAUGGUCCAGGGAAAACCUUGGCUGGUGCUUUGCCAGAAAAAGCCAGGCUUUGAAAAAUACAACUGUUGUGUUUGUACCACAAAUGUUCAGGGUGCCUGAAACACGGCAAACUCUCUCUCUCUCUCUCUUUCUCUCUCUCUCUCUCUCGCACACACACACACACACACACACACACACACACACUGACUGUGCAAGAUUUUUACUGCCUAAAACUGUAUUUUUAUUUGGGCUGAAUUUUUUUUCCCAAGGAGUGCAAAUGAAUCAUUAUCUAUUCUAAUUUAUCUGAGCUAGAGAUGGGGGUAAAAACCAAAUACUUUGUAGUAUGCCUUCUUUAUCAGUGAUAAAUGAACACUAAUCUAUUUCUCCACAUGUGCCACUGGGUGGAAACAAACACGGCACAUCUGUGUGGGUCUCUGACCCUCUUCUAGACUUGGGAAUGCAGUUUUUACCUUCGCUCUCAGCUUUGUAGGGGUAGAAUAAGUUACCAUAAGUGAAGUCCGAGGCAACAGCAUUCUCUUUCCCAAACUCUGACAUGUCACUUGGACAUUUUUGGUGGUCUCUCUUGGAGGAGACUCUAGCGUCGGAGACCGUCCCAUGACAGUACUUCACUUCUCAUGGGCAUAGAUGAUUGCAGCUUUCUCUCCAACCAUCGUCUGAAAUUUCUUUCUAGAGGGUUCUCUUUGACUAAGAAACGGACAGGAUUCAGGGAUGAGGGUGUAGAAUGAAGGCUGUAUGGCGAGAGCUGACCAGGUGUUGGAUUGAUGAACACCACUUCAUCCCGUAUCGCUAACUCACGCCAUUUAAAUGUUGAGAAGCUGAUGUGUACUGUGUAGUGCCCGCUGAGCCUCUUUACUGUAGAGUUCGUGGUCUUGCCGCUAGCUCCACUCAUCAAGGGCAUCUUCACUUCAUUUUCUGAACUACUUCAAACUCCCUGGUGGUGGCAGCUAUCCGUGCAUGACUUGAUUCUUAUUACCUUUUAAAAACUGCCUACCUAAUAUGCUCCUAAAACCGAUGCCUGAAAUAAGUUGUAU
Chionomys nivalis (European snow vole) is the source of this 3226-nucleotide messenger RNA. RefSeq names its product glutamate decarboxylase like 1 (gene Gadl1). NCBI's taxonomy places the organism in Eukaryota, Metazoa, Chordata, Mammalia, Rodentia, Cricetidae. Gene Ontology annotation, biological process: carboxylic acid metabolic process. Bases 101 to 1666 code for a protein of 521 amino acids. The transcript is spliced from 15 exons. Gene Ontology annotation, molecular function: pyridoxal phosphate binding; carboxy-lyase activity. The record is from RefSeq and is a predicted model, not a curated record. Gene Ontology annotation, cellular component: cytoplasm.